Molecule: messenger RNA, 829 nt
Organism: Juglans regia (Persian walnut)
Lineage: Eukaryota; Viridiplantae; Streptophyta; Magnoliopsida; Fagales; Juglandaceae
Exons: 4
Coding region: 77-559 (160 amino acids)
Source: RefSeq, a predicted model, not a curated record
CCCUAGCUAGGACUCAUAUUAGUACUUGUCACAACUCUUUCAAAGGAUCGAGAAGCUAGCCAACAGCUAGAGAAAGAUGGGCACAGCUCUGACGAAAUCUUCUUCUUCCGGAAAUGAAGAAAAGAAGGGCAAAGAAAUCGAUCCGAAAAUAUUAGGAAGUUGCUACGAUACGCAUAUUGCAAAUUCCCCAAAGGAGUGGACGUUUGCUGAAUUCUACAGGGUAGUAUGCGACACGGUCGAGGAAAUCAAUAAACAACUUGGUUGCACACAAAUUCUUGUACCAAAGGCUGACAAACUCCAAGACGCCUAUAAAAAAUACCACCCAGGUGAAGGAAAGUUGACGAAGGAUGAGUUUCAAAAGAUCUUCCAAGAAGUGGUUUCGGGCACAGGGGUUGCUGGCAUUGGAAUAAAGGAUUCAGUACUCUACAUCUUUGGUGUCCCAUUAACUGCAUGGGCGGUCAAGCAAAGAGUACUGCCACGAGCAAUUCCUAAUGAAAUUUUCAUCCCAGUCGCCACUUCUGUCACUGUCUUGAUUAUGGCAAAACUUAAUAAGUUAUGAAAUUAAGACCAUAUUACAUUGGAACUACUGGGUUUUCUUCAGUUGAUUUCAUAAUUUAUUGGCGCGCCAUGAGUACUGGUAAUUAUUGAAAUAUAUAUAUAUAUAUAUAUCUAUAUAUAUAUAUAUAUAAUGCCUCGCUUAGAAGCAUGAGCGAGGAUCUCAUAUUAGUCGAUCGACUGUAAUACAUAAUCUCUGCUAAGCAGUGCUUGUUAAAUUUAUGAUCUCAUGGAUUAAUGGAUAUAUAGCAAUAAUAUGUGUGUGCUUCUAUUA